This is a messenger RNA of Armigeres subalbatus, 3639 nucleotides long. RefSeq lists its product as uncharacterized. Gene Ontology annotation, biological process: DNA integration. Lineage: Eukaryota; Metazoa; Arthropoda; Insecta; Diptera; Culicidae. The transcript is spliced from 2 exons. Gene Ontology annotation, molecular function: nucleic acid binding. The coding region runs from base 1 to 3639 and encodes 1212 amino acids. The record is from RefSeq and is a predicted model, not a curated record.
AUGGAUGCGGCAGUUAAGCAGCACAAGCACCUAACGGGCAUUCCUGUCAGCAGCUACAAGAACGCUGUUCCGAAGAUUCUUAUCGGGAUCGAUAAUUUGCGGCUAGCGCUACCAUUGAAAGUACGAGAAGGAGAAGAUGGGACGGCGCCGGUGGCGGUGAAAACCAGACUAGGUUGGUGCGUCUACGGUCCCCAUGAAAGCAGUAAACAAGAUUCAUACAGUUUCCACAUCUGCGAAUGUUCCUGUGAUGAAACACUUCACGAGGCGGUGAAAGACUUCUUCGCCAUUGAAGGAGCAGGAGUAUGUCCGACAGUAAUCCCGAUGAAGCAGGAAGACGAACGGGCGCUAACCAUAAUGGAAGCCACAACUUACCGUGUUGGAAACCGCUUCGAAACGGGACUAAUUUGGAAAGAAGACCACGUAGAGUUCCCGAACAGCUAUUACAUGGCAGUGCGUCGGCUGGAAUGCCUAGAGCGCAGGAUGGAUCGUGACACGGUACUGAAGGAGAAUCUACACCGACAAAUACGCGAAUACGCAGCAAAAGGAUACGCGCACAAGGCUACGAAAGCAGAAAUGGAAGCAGCGGAUCCAAGGAGAGUAUGGCACCUCCCAGUCGGAGCGGUGAUGAACCCAAAGAAACCGGGGAAAGUCCGCGUUAUUUGGGACGCUGCGGCUAAGGUCGACGGCGUAUCGCUCAACAGUGCACUCCUCAAAGGACCAGAUCAACUCUCUUCUCUUCCCGCGAUUCUUUUCCGUUUCCGACUGUACGGGGUGGCAGUCAGCUCGGAUAUCCAGGAGAUGUUUCACCAGAUCCGAAUCCGAAAAGCAGACAAGAACUCCCAACGCUUCCUGUGGCGAGACAACCCGUCUGAGAAGCCCACAGUAUACCUGAUGGACGUUGCCACAUUCGGCAGUACUUGUUCACCGGCAUCAGCACAGUUCGUUAAAAACAGGAACGCCGAGCAACACCGAGAGCUGUAUCCGGAAGCGGUAAAAGCGAUUAUUAACGACCACUACGUUGAUGAUUAUCUGGCGAGUUUCAGCACGGAAGAGGAAGCAGCAAAAGUGGCACGCGAGGUACGACACGUACACGGCAACGGAGGGUUCGAAUUGCACAACUGGCGGUCGAACAGUAGCACGGUGCUAGAACGACUGGGCGAAGUUCCACUUGCAGCCGAAAAGCAACUGAAACUCGUUGAUGGAGUGAAUACAGAGAGAGUGCUCGGAAUGCUAUGGAGUCCUUCAACCGACGAGCUGAGCUUUUCCACCCCGAUGAGUGUAGAAGUCCAGUCACUGAUUCAAACGGCCACGCGGCCGACAAAGAGGCAGGUACUACGAUGCGUGAUGACUCUAUUUGAUCCAUCGGGAUUGCUCUCACCGUUCCUCAUCCAUGGCAAAGUUCUUAUCCAAGACAUUUGGAGAGAAGGCACUGAAUGGGACGAACAAGUCAGCACAAACGUAUUUGCGAAAUGGCAGCGGUGGGUGCAGAUGAUUGAGUACAUCUCCGGGGUGCGCAUUCCUAGAUGUUAUUUCCACCAUGCGAAUCAUAAGACCUAUCACAACUCCGAGCUCCAUGUGUUCGUUGACGCAAGCGAGGUAGCGUACUCUUGUGCGAUCUAUCUGCGCACUCUUAGUUCAGAAAUGGGUCCGCUGUGCUGCUUAAUUGCUGCCAAAUCCAAAGUUGCUCCGCUAAAGCCGUGGUCUAUUCCCAGACUAGAACUACAAGGCUGUGUCUUGGGCGUACGUUGGUCGAAGUUCGUCCGAGAAAAUCACGGUAUUCCUGUAUCCAAGAUGGUGUUUUGGACGGAUUCCAGAACAGCCCUGGCCUGGAUCAUGGCCGACCCUAGGAGCUUCCGACAAUUCGUGUCCUUCAGAGUAGGAGAGAUUCUGGAGCACACCACGGCAAGCGAAUGGCGAUGGGUGCCAUCAAAGUCAAACCCAGCAGAUGAAGCGACUAAAUGGGGCAGCGGUCCGUACUUCGACCCAAACAGUAAGUGGUUCCAUGGUCCGGACUUCCUGCGCCUACCGGAGGAAGAGUGGCCUCAUCCAAAAGAGCCGGUGAUGGUUACUACCGAGGAGAUGCGGGCAUCGAUUCUGCACCACUGUUCAUUCGAGCCGGUGAUUGACUUCGACCGAUUCUCUUCUUGGGAUCGGCUACUACGAGCAACCGCAUUCGCUCUCCGAUUCGUACGCAAUACGACCAAGAUGCACCUGAAAUACACAGGACAACUUCAGCAGUCUGAACUUCGAGCAGCAGAAACUACGAUAUGCAAGCUAGUGCAGUACGACUCCUACCCUGAUGAGAUCGCUGCACUGUCCAACAAGGUACCGAACGAAACCGGGCAGGAGGCUAUCGGGAAACACAGCUCCAUCUACCGAUUAAUGCCGAUUAUGGACGACAACGGGUUGCUACGUGAACGUGGCCGGAUCGGAGCAGCUGCAGACAUCGGCUACAACGUGUGUCAUCCAAUUAUACUGCCGAGAAAUCAUCAUAUCACGGAACUUCUCGUUCGUCGAUACCAUGAGCGAUACCGUCAUGGAAAUACAGAAACGGUGGUUAACGAGAUCCGCCAGCUGUACAGCAUUUCAAGACUGCGGUUGGUGGUCAAAAGGGUAAGCCGUGAAUGUACGUUCUGCAAGAUCCGCCGAGCGAAACCAGCAAUUCCACCAAUGGCGCCGCUUCCACCUGAUCGCCUGGCUCACCAUGAACGGGCCUUCACCUACACAGGGGUGGACUAUUUCGGGCCGCUGCUGGUCAAGCUGGGAAGAUCAAACGUCAAACGCUGGGUCGCAUUGUUCACCUGUUUAACAGUACGUGCCGUCCAUCUCGAAGUCGCGUACACACUGUCAACCGAAUCCUGUAUUUCCUGCGUCCGCCGAUUCGUGGGUCGCCGAGGCCCACCCGCCGAAUUCUUCAGUGACAACGGAACAAACUUCCAAGGCGCUGACCGAGUGCUGCGACAUCAGAUUAGCCAGGGACUGUCCGACACCUUCACUAGUACCAAUACUAAAUGGAACUUCAUUCCGCCAGGAGCACCGCACAUGGGAGGAGCAUGGGAACGCCUGGUGAAGUCAGUAAAAACCGCCAUGACCAUGGCGUACUCCGAGGAGAAACUCGAUGACGAGGGGCUGCAGACACUGGUCGUGGAGGCUGAACGUAUGGUGAACUCGAGGCCUCUGACGUAUCUGCCGCUAGAGUCUGAGGAGUCGGAGGCACUUACACCGAAUCACUUUUUGGUGUGGAGCUCAAGCGGGCCGAAGUGGUUCGACGAAACUCGUUCGCUAGAACCAGGAGAUCUGGUGAUGGUCGCAGAACCGACGAAGCGAAACGGAUGGGAACGAGGACGAAUCAUUCGCAUGAUCUCGAAUCCGGAUGGUCGACAUCGUCAGGCCGUCGUACAGAUUGGACAAAAGAGCGUGGUGCGGCCGGUCUCAAGGUUAGCGCUGCUUGACCUCAAGGAUCAUCGUGAGACUCCGGAGAACUUCGGACCACACCCGGGGGAGACUGUUAACGCAGAAGCCGUCAAGCUGGCAACCUUGCCCAACACCGAAUCUGAAGGGCACUCGUCAGCUGUCAAAGCGCCACGUCAGCUGCCGAAGCGCCGCGUCGACGCUGGUGGAAUGACAUCGCUCGUUUGA